AUGGGCAAAAAACAACUAACAACAACUGCUUUCAGCGAACCAGCAGUCAACACUGCCACCAAUACUACCGCACAAGCAGGUGAUGCUCGUCGAGCUCUAGAAAAUUUUCUGGUGAUCUGGCUUGAUGCCAAUUUGGAUGAAUCCAAAGAGGAUUAUAAGAAAUUAAUAGAACAUUUACGAGAAAACGCAGUAACGGUUACAACAUUUACAGAUGUCGACCAAUGUGUUGAUUUUCUUAGUGAUAUUCAAGAUGAAAAAAUAUUUAUGAUUGUAUCCGGUACAUUGGGACAAUAUUUAAUACCAGAAAUUCAAGCAUGUCCACAAUUAAAAUCCAUAUAUGUUUUCUGUGACAAUCAAUCGAUUCAUGAACCAUGGGCAAAAACAAUAUCGAAGGUAAAAGGUGUUUACACGCAAAUUGAACAGAUCGGUGAAACAUUACAAACCGAUUGUAAACAUUGUGAUCGAUCUAUGAUAUCGAUCAGUUUUCGUGGAAUUGAUCCUUUAUUUAUGUAUACGCAAUUAUUAAAAGAAGCACUUUUAGAAAUCGACGAUCAUGACACAAAGUCUAUUAAAGAACUGGCUGAUUAUUGUCGAAUUCAAAAAGCGGCUUCUGAACUCACACUUGAAAAACUCGAAAAAGAAUAUCGAAACCAUACAUCCAUUUGGUGGUAUACAGGUCCCUAUUUUAUUUAUUCCAUGCUCAAUCAUGGUCUUCGUCUAAUGGAUGUUGAAGUUAUACUCAAAUUGGGUUUUUUUAUUCGACAUUUACAUCAAUAUAGGAAAUAUUCAGAAACCACACAAACCUGCUGCAUGACAUGUGUAGCCUUCUUCAUGAUUGAGUCUUACAUACGUAUGAUUGAACUAUGGCUACUCUUGUAA
This is a messenger RNA of Rotaria socialis, 879 nucleotides long. The record is from the annotation of a GenBank genome assembly. NCBI's taxonomy places the organism in Eukaryota, Metazoa, Rotifera, Eurotatoria, Philodinida, Philodinidae.